UUUACGGCGUUGUUGACAACUGCGUGGUUGCUACGGCGGCGACUCUUCCAGCUGUUUUUCCUGCGUUUAAAGUUAUGCUUUAGUCGUUUACCUGUAAACUUCUGUUAGAUGAGUGUUUUCGACUUAUUUCGUGGGUUCUUCGGAGUCCCAGGAGGCCGGAGGGACCCUUUCUUUGAUGCAAUGACCCAUGACGAGGAUGAUGAUGAUGAGGAUGAGGAGGAUGGAGUCUACUAUGACGGGUUCAGGGGGGAGCAGGACCCUUUUGAUGGCGCCUGGAGGUUCGGCUUCAGUUUUGGUCCGGAUGGGAUGAGGUUCCAGGAGCCUCCAGUGUUUGGCCACAUCCUGAAGGAGAUGGAGGAGAUUUUCUCACAGCUGGGAACCUGGGAUGGACAGCCAGACUCUGGAAACUUUGGUAUUGGACCAGGUAUUCCCAGGAUAAUGCCUCCGCCACCGUCUCAUGAUGGAGAAGACAGAGGUGCAGGCGGUGGGAACCUACUGAGAGACUUCAUGCUCAGAUCUCCUGACAGAAACACACCAAGGCCGUACAAAGAGCUGCCAAGUGACACCCAACCUUCUUACGAGCGGCCAGAAGUCCCUCACACCCCUUUCCGUGGCUGGACUCCCUGUUUCAGAGGAGCACAGAAAACUCCAGAAGAGGGGGUCAAAGAAGAUAGAGAUCUGGACUCUGCAGUGUCGUCUGGUGGUCUUGAUCAAAUUUUAACACCACACACUGGUUCACCACCGAACCAGCCCAGGAUCCGCUCGUUCUUUCAGUCGGUCACCGUCACCAAGGUGGUGAAACCAGAUGGGACUGUAGAGGAGAGACGGACCGUCAGAGAUGGCCAAGGCAAUGAGGAAACCACGGUGACUCGCUCCGGAGGCCCCGGGGUCCUGGAGGGAACAGAACGGACGGAACCUGUGGUACCAGGCAGACCUCAUCACUUCUCAGACCUGCGGGACGCUGAUUCGUUGUUCUCUAAACUCUUUGGAGGCUUUAAAUAAAAUGCAACCCAAAGAUGAAUCUCUGGACAAGUUUAGUUCCCCGACUACACGUGUUUAACUCAAGCUGUGCGAUGACUUGUUCGUUGAAAGGUCACCUGCAUCCUUUUAAUUUGCCAAAAUAAAUAUUUUGGAUAAAAUAUUUCAAGCUUGGUAAAAAUAAAGUUGGAGUUAUAAACCAACCAUCUGGUCUGAAAGCUGCCAAUCCUGAGAGCCGGUGUUUUUCACAAAUUGAGACAGACAUGAAAAAGUUAAAAAUAUUUUUAUAUUGUUCAACAAUUGUACAACAAGCCAGUGUGGAUGUAUGUGAGCGAGUAAUCAAUAAAGAUUUAAUAUAUUUCAA
Cololabis saira (Pacific saury) is the source of this 1342-nucleotide messenger RNA. It is a transcript of the gene hax1, whose product is annotated as HCLS1 associated protein X-1. Gene Ontology annotation, biological process: negative regulation of apoptotic process; regulation of actin filament polymerization. The transcript has 7 exons. Gene Ontology annotation, cellular component: mitochondrion; actin cytoskeleton; sarcoplasmic reticulum. The coding region runs from base 109 to 1002 and encodes 297 amino acids. The record is from RefSeq and is a predicted model, not a curated record. Lineage: Eukaryota; Metazoa; Chordata; Actinopteri; Beloniformes; Belonidae.